CAGGUCUCGGGUUUUGGCGCGAAAUUCACUCAUCCGCUAAGUACAGUUUUGGCGUUGUAGCUAAUCCAACAGUGAUCACAAAGCAUUUAGUGGACGUAAAAAAUCGGCAUGAACAGUUUUUACCACAAUUUACCGAAAAUUGAGUUGCAUGCCCACCUUUCUGGGAGUAUUAGUUCGGCGUUUUUGAAGCGUGAAUCAAUUACCAACCGUGAUGUUCAGAACAUUAAUCCAAGUUUUGAUUUUGAAACAUGGAACGGGGAUAUGAAUAGGUGUUUUGAUGCUUUCCGAACAAUCCACAAAUUAAUUGAAACACCAGAGAUUUUGGAGAGAGCUACAACUUCCGUUAUUGAAGAAUUUCAUCAAGAAAACGUCAUUCUUUUGGAAUUGAGGACUACGUUACGACCAAUUCCAACUCAUCGUUCUUAUUUGAAUGCGGUAAUCAGAGGAAUACAGAAUGCACCGAGUACAGGUCUAAAAGUCUUGAUGAAGCGUUACUCACUUUAG
Schistosoma guineensis is the source of this 504-nucleotide messenger RNA. NCBI's taxonomy places the organism in Eukaryota, Metazoa, Platyhelminthes, Trematoda, Strigeidida, Schistosomatidae. The record is from the annotation of a GenBank genome assembly.